This is a messenger RNA of Manacus vitellinus (golden-collared manakin), 1327 nucleotides long. RefSeq names its product MAK16 homolog (gene MAK16). The transcript has 10 exons. Gene Ontology annotation, cellular component: preribosome, large subunit precursor; nucleolus. Gene Ontology annotation, biological process: maturation of LSU-rRNA; maturation of 5.8S rRNA. Lineage: Eukaryota; Metazoa; Chordata; Aves; Passeriformes; Pipridae. The record is from RefSeq and is a predicted model, not a curated record. Bases 49 to 903 code for a protein of 284 amino acids.
UGUCGCCGCCACCAGCCACCAUGCAACUCGGACGAUAUUGUCUGGAGCAUGCUGGGGAACAGGCAGUUCUGCUCCUACAAGAUGACCACCAAAACCCAGAACUUCUGUCGCAACGAGUACAACCUGACGGGGCUGUGCAACCGCUCGUCCUGCCCGCUGGCCAACAGCCAGUACGCCACCAUCCGCGAGGAGAAAGGUCGGUGUUACCUGUACAUGAAGACGAUCGAGCGGGCGGCGUUUCCCCGGCGCCUCUGGGAGCGGGUCCUGCUACACAAGAACUACGAGAAGGCUCUGGAGCAGAUCGACGAGAACCUCAUCUACUGGCCGCGGUUCAUCCGGCACAAGUGCAAGCAGAGGUUCACCAAGAUCACGCAGUACCUGAUCCGCAUCCGCAAGCUGACCCUCAAGAGGCAGAGGAAGCUCGUCCCGCUGCGCAGGAAGAUCGAGAGGCGGGAGAAGAGGCGAGAGGAAAAAGCCCUGAUUGCUGCUCAGCUGGAUAAUGCCAUUGAGAAGGAACUGCUGGAGAGACUGAAGCAGGACACAUAUGGAGAUAUUUACAACUUCCCCAUCCAUGCCUUUGACAAAGCCCUACAACAGCAAGGGGCAGAGAGCGAGAGUGAGUCGGAGGCAGAGCAGGAAGAGGAGGAGGAGGAGGAGGGUGUGGGUACAAGGGAGUUUGUGGAAGCAGAGGAGAGCGAGCUCAGUGACUUUGAGGACAUGGAUAAGCUGGAGACAAGUAGUGAAGAGGAGCAGGAAGAGGAGGAAGAAGUAGAGAAGAAAGCCUCUCACUCCAAAUCUAAAGGGAAAACGCCCCUGAAAGGACCAGCCAGGAGAAAACGUCCCUACAUUGAAAUAGAGUAUGAAGAAGAAACAGAGCCAACCACCAAAACAAAAGCAGCCUGAGGCCUCCCUGAUCCCAUUUGGUACUGACUGACAGGACUCCAGAUCUGUCACCAGCUUUCACCACUGUGCAAGACCUUCAAUAACUCCUUGUUUUAUACUCCAGAUGAAAAAUUUUCUCUAAGAAAAGCAGGGUUUCUGUCCCAACCCCAGGCAAGGGCAGCAAGUUUGUACAACUGGAUGAAGCACAGCUGUAAGGAAGAAGAUCCCACACCUUCUCUACAGCCACAAAAAGCUCAGCUUGGACUGUGCUCCAUGACAGGACCUGGCCUGGGGGGCACUGCUGCUUUGGGCCGUGGCUGGAGAAGCCACACGUGGCCCAGGGAGCACACACGUGUAUUUUGGGGGACAUGGCAGGUAUGGGGCCAACAGGUGGGACAAGACAGGCAGUAACUUUAAAUAAAUAAACCAGUUUUACUGUACAAAA